This is a messenger RNA of Lasiodiplodia theobromae, 798 nucleotides long. Its product is annotated as Aminomethyltransferase protein. Lineage: Eukaryota; Fungi; Ascomycota; Dothideomycetes; Botryosphaeriales; Botryosphaeriaceae. The record is from RefSeq and is a predicted model, not a curated record. The transcript has a single exon. Bases 1 to 798 code for a protein of 265 amino acids.
AUGAUCGAUCCUCCCAUUCAAGUGAUCCCCGCCCGCCGGGGUGCUGCGACCCUCGUCCGCCGCCGCCAACGCAUCAAGAUCAUCAACACAUCCGGUACACAAGUCGUCGACACGUGGGCCUUCGCUCUACCCACCGCCGCGUCCGACUCCAAUUCCAACCCAGACGCGCCGCUCUUCCCCGCCGCCACCGCCUCAUCACUUACCUCAUACAGCUCCCCGGCCAACAUCGCCGCCAGCGUGUCCGAAUAUGCAUCCAUGAGCCACACGCGCGCCAGCCUCUGCAAGACGCAUCCGGGCGUUGGCGACGUCCUGCGCAGCCAGAAGCGCGCCCCCAUGAUGACCAUUGUUGAAGAUACGUCGCCCGGCGUGCAUGACACGCUGAUCGCGGCGUGCGACCGUUGGCGCUUCGCCGAACUUGGCGUCGAGGGGUACCACGAGUCUUGCACGGACAACUGCUGGGAUGCGCUGGACGCGCUGCUGUCCACAUCAUCAUCGCUGCCCGAGGCUGGCAGCGGGCUGGGAUUGAAUCCGGAGCAGAGGGAUGGAUUAAGGCAGCUACAGGCGAGGUUGGGAGGAAGGGUACCGGAUCCAUUCAACCUAUUCAUGAACAUCCCAACAGUGGGGACUGCGUACGUGAAGGACUUGAGCUUCGAGCAUCCUGUGACGAAGCCGGGGGACUAUGUUGUGCUUAGGGCCGAGAGGGAUGUGGUCGUGGUGAUGAGUGCGUGCCCGCAGGAUGUGCUGGAUAUCAAUGCAAAGAUGCCGAGUGAUGCGCAUUUUCAGGUGUUGGAUGACUGA